Messenger RNA from Sorghum bicolor (sorghum), 1540 nucleotides. Its product is annotated as ubiquitin-conjugating enzyme E2 22. The transcript has 6 exons. The record is from RefSeq and is a predicted model, not a curated record. NCBI's taxonomy places the organism in Eukaryota, Viridiplantae, Streptophyta, Magnoliopsida, Poales, Poaceae. The coding region runs from base 488 to 1261 and encodes 257 amino acids.
CUCAUCAAAGCUCGCAACCACUUCCGGCCCCUUCCCUUCCCUUCCGGCCGCCUCCCCUCCUCCCCCACCUCCCAAAUUGAAAUCCACCCGCUCCUCCCCGCCUAGGGUUCCGCUUCCGCUUCCGCCCCCGUCCGUCCGAGCACUACCCAAGCGGCGGCAGCCGGCCCUUCUCGUCGCCCUCGAGACUUCCCUACCGCCGGAAGUCUCAGUUGCACGUUCGGCCGCUCCCCUGCACUGCCGGGCCCGCCCAUCGCCUGAGGCUCUUACGGUGCCACGGAGUUGCAACUGCACGAAGGCCUUUUGUGGUCACAAAGGCACUAUUGUAUUACAACAACAGUCCUAACUGAAGUAAUAAGACAUUUUUGAAACUGUCUGCUACCAUUGCUUCCAUGGUGAGCAUUGCAAGUUCUCAAAUUUUAAGGAUUUUCUGUGCUGUGAAAGAGAAUCAUUACAACUCAGCAGUACUGUAUCCCAUGAUUCUAAUGGCAUGUCUCUGACACUGAAGGCAACCAAUGAGAACCUCCCACCAAAUGUCAUCAGGCAAUUGGCUAAAGAACUGAAGAAUCUUGAUGAGUCGCCUCCAGAAGGGAUUAAUGUGAUUAUCAAUGAUGAUGACUUCACUACUAUUUUUGCUGAUAUUGAAGGCCCUGCUGGAACUCCAUAUGAGAACGGAGUGUUCAGGAUGAAGCUAUUAUUGUCUCGCGACUUCCCUCAUUCUCCCCCAAAAGGAUUCUUCUUGACAAAAAUUUUCCAUCCAAACAUAGCUACUAGUGGCGAGAUAUGUGUAAACACACUGAAGAAGGAUUGGAAUCCUGGCCUUGGAUUAAGACAUGUUCUUCUGGUAGUGAGAUGCCUUCUGAUUGAACCAUUUCCUGAAUCUGCACUUAAUGAACAAGCUGGGAAGAUGUUACUUGAAAAUUAUGAGGAAUAUGCACGGCAUGCAAGGUUAUACACUGGCAUCCAUGCCCUUAAACCUAAGAAUAAGUCCAAGACUGGAGCUAUAUCUGAGUCGACCACAGCUCUGAAUGUCGACAAGUCGAGUACUGCUUCCAGCGAGAACACACCAUCGAUGCCACCGGCCGUAUCGACCUCCACUGCAUCCAGAGCAUUUGGUACGAAUUUGCAGGAUCAGAACCCUACUGUUUCUGAUCCUGCUGUAGGAGCCGCGGCGGCGCGAAAGAAGGAUGGCCCAAUGGCCUCCAAAGUUCCUGUUGAUAAGAAAAAGAUGGAUGCGCGGAAGAAGAGCCUGAAGAGAUUAUAGGCGGAACUCUCCUUGGAAGAAGAGGGUUCAUAGCUCGAAAUUCAUCAGAUGCUUAGUGAAGCUGGGAGAGAAACAAUAGUUGAGAAGCAUCUGAUGACCUGGCUUUCGGGAGAAAGGGACCCGGGGCGGGGCCAAGAGUGAAUAAUGUGAACUGCUGGUCCUUCGGGACAACUGUAUGAGCAAUAUCCAGUCAUUUGGAAGAACACUUGCCUACUUCCUUUUGUUGUUUCCCCUUGUCUCAUCUGAUGCAUUCAAUCAACAUUCAGGUUUCAGUGCGUA